Cucumis sativus (cucumber) is the source of this 2417-nucleotide messenger RNA. RefSeq lists its product as uncharacterized. The coding region runs from base 112 to 999 and encodes 295 amino acids. The transcript has a single exon. The record is from RefSeq and is a predicted model, not a curated record. Lineage: Eukaryota; Viridiplantae; Streptophyta; Magnoliopsida; Cucurbitales; Cucurbitaceae.
UUCUGGCGUGACCUGUUGAAUUUUUGCUUCUGUCUAAAAUUUCUCCAACAAUUUUGGUAUCAGAGCUUAAGUUCGAGAGAGUUAGUUGAGUGUAAAACACAGUGAGAAAAGAUGGACAACAAUGGCAAUGCUAUGGGUACAACACAACCACUCAUUCUAAUCUUCAAAGGAGAAGGCUACGAGUUUUGGAGUAUGCGUAUGAAGACUCUUCUCAGAUCUCAAGACUUAUGGGACUUAGUAGAACACAACUAUGCGGAUCCUGACGACGAAGGCAAGUUGCGGGAGAAGAGGAGAAAGGACUCUAAGGCGUUAGUGAUUAUUCAACAAGCAGUCCAUGACAGUGGUUUUUCGCGGAUUGGUACAACAACAACGUCAAAAGAAGCGUGGCUGAUUUUGCAAAAGGCAUUUCGAGGAGAUUUAAGAGUACUUGUGGUAAAAUUGCAAUCACUUAGAAAAGAAUUUGAGACCUUGAUGAUGAAAAAUAGAGAAUCAAUUGCUAAUUUUUUGUCACGGGCAACGACAAUUAUUAGUCAGAUGCAAACAUACGGCGAGACGAUUACAGAUCAGACUAUAGUGGAGAAAGUAUUGAGAAGUUUGACUCUAAAGUUCGAUCAAGUUGUGGCCGCAAUAGAAGAAUCAAAGGAUCUGUCCACUUUCACAUUUAUUGAAUUAAUGGGAUCUCUUCAAGCACAUGAGUCAAGAAUCAAUAGAUCGAUGGAAAGAAACGAAGAAAAAGCGUUUCAGGUAAAGGAUGUAGUUCCAAAGUAUAAUAACAGUGAUCGUGUGAUGACUCGAGGCAGAGGAAGAGGAGGAUAUCGUGGUCAAGGUCGUGGAACUGAAAAAGGAUGCAAACAAAAUGAAGAAAAAGGGCAGUUCAGAGUGCAAUCAAGCAACAAAGCUAAUAUUCAAUGCUACCAUGGCAAGAAGUUUGGUCAUGUAAAGGCAGACUGUUGGUACAAAAAUCAGCGAGCCAAUUUUUCAGCAGAGAAUGAAGCAUAAGAGAAUAAUGGAAAGGAUGAAAAUAAGUUGUUUAUGGCAAACGUCACUAGUGAUCAAAAGACAGCGGAGGUGUGUUUCAUUGAUAGCGGGUGUUCGAAUCACAUGACAGGCUUGAAGCCUAUAUUCAAUGAGCUUAACGAAGGAGAAAAGUUGAAGGUGGAACUUGGAAACAACAAGGAGCUACAAGUAGAACGCAAAGGAACGGUUGGAAUUGAAACUCACCAUGGAAAUAGAAUUCUCACAAAUGUUCAGUAUGUGCCCGAUAUUGGAUAUAAUUUGCUGAGUGUUGGACAGCUAAUGGAGAGUGGGCAUUCUAUCUUGUUUGAUGAUGGUGCGUGCUUGAUAAAAAAUAAGCAAACAUUAUGAGUUUUGGCAAAAGUAAAGAUGACCAAAAGCAAAAUGUUUCCACUGGAAGUUUUAAAUGUGGAAAAUUUUGCUCUUACUGCAACUGCAACUAAUACAACAAAGAACAACUCGAAGUUAUGACAUUUAAGGUAUGUACAUCUUAAUAUUAAAGGGCUUUCUUUGCUAAAUCAAAGAGAUAUGGUUAUUCGGUUAUCGAAAAUCAGUGCUAUCAAUAUCUGGAGGGAUGUGUGUAUGGAAAACAAACUCGAAAAUCUUUACCUAUUGGGAAAGCUUAGAGAGCCUCGAAGUAUCUCGAGCUAACUCAUGUUGAUUUGUGUGAGCCAAUGCAAACAAAAUCUCUUGGUGGGAGAUUUUAUUUCUUGAUUUUUAUAGACGAUUAUAGUCGUGUAUGAGUUGGAUAUAUUUUCUAGAAAGAAAAUCAGAAACAUCUGAGAAGUUCAAGCAUUUCAAGGCAAAGGUAGAAAAGCAAAGUGGCAUGUUCAUCAAAUCUCUUCGCAGUGAUGGAGGUGGAGAAUUUUUGUCCAACAACUUCAACCAUUUUUGUGAGGAACAUGGCAUCCAUAGGGAGUUGACAACACCUUACACUCCAGAGCAAAAUGGGAAAGCUGAGAGGAAGAAUUGAACUGUGGUAGAAAUGGCAAGAAGCAUGUUGCAAAUGGAAGGCCUUUCGAAUAAUAUUUGGGUUGAAGCAGUCUCGACUUCCAUCUAUCUACUAAACAUCUCACCAACAAAGGCUGUCAUGAAUAAAACUCCAUUUGAAGCUUGGUAUGGCAAAAAACCCAAUGUAAGUCAUUUAAGAGUUUUUGGUUGCAUUUCUUAUGCUUUGGUACCCUCUCAAGUUCGUCAAAAGCUUGAUAAAAAAUCUAAAAAAUGCAUUUUUAUUGGUUAUUGUACUCAAUCCAAAGCAUAUAGAUUGUAUAACCCUCUUAAUGGCAAAAUUCUCACAAGAGAAGAUGUAGUGUUUGAUUGAUGAGAGUGCUAGUUGGGAUUGGCAAAAUUGUCACAAGAAGAGAUGUAGUGUUUUAAAGAGACUGUUAAUGUAGGACAAGCAC